CUUAACUAGCUUCAACAUUGAAAUAGUGAAAUGACAAAAGACUUGAUUUUUGUCUUUCUAAUUUGUAUUUCUCUCUUUGCACUUGAAGCUAACGCGCAAAUUGAUCAAUCAGGAUUCAUAAGCAUAGAUUGUGGAAUUUCUCAAGGUUCUAACUACACCGAUCCAACUACCGGGCUACAAUAUGUUUCCGAUUCAGGGUUCAUCGAUACAGGUAGUAAUGCUACUAUCUCGAGUGAGUUUCAGGCCAAUGGUCUGGAACAACAGUUGUACACCCUCACAAGUUUUCCUCAAGGAAGAAGAAAUUGCUACACCAUAAGAGUUCCAGAAGGAAAAGGAAAAAAAUACUUGAUCAGAGCAAGUUUUUUGUACGGAAACUAUGACAGGAAAAGUCAACUACUAAUUAAUUUUGAUCUACAUCUCGGAAUUGACUUUUGGGUCACGAUUCAAAUAGUCAACGCUUCAACACCAUUAUUUAAAGAGAUCAUACACAUUCUCUCGUCGGAUUUUAUACAGCUUUGUCUAGUAAAUACAGGUCGAGGAACACCAUUUAUAUCCGCACUUGAAUUGAGACUCUUCAACACAAGCAUGUAUGUGACCGCAUCCGGGUCACUAGAAACUGUCAUGCGCCUUGAUCUUGGCUCAAAAGCCACUCAAUUUGUAAGAUACCAAAAUGACAUAUAUGAUCGUUUAUGGAGGCCAUGUAAUGAUGUGGAAAACACAAUAUCAUUGAGUACGACUUCAACUAUUGAUAACACCAGCAGUUUUCUACCGCCAUCAAAAGUUCUGAGCACGGCUAUAGCAGCUGAUAAGGACAAUAAUGGAAUAUCAUUUUCGUGGGAACCUGCAAAUUCGACAGACGAGUACUAUAUAUACCUGCACUUUGCGGAGAUUGAAGCCAACCAUGUGAAUAGGCAAUUCGACAUAUAUGUUGAUGGAGACUUGUUUGAGUCAGCAUUCGCUCCGUCCUAUAUGUCCGUAACCACAAUUUCUUCAAAAUCACCUCUAACGCCAAGAUCCAAUCACCAAAUUACCCUCAACAAAACGGGAAAUUCAAUUCGUCAACCCUCCAUCAAUGCCAUGGAGAUGUAUAAAGUGGUCAAACAAAUCAUAACCUCUCAAACGAAUGACCUAGAUGUUGAGGCUAUUAUGCAUGUCAAAUCGACGUAUGGGGUUAAGAAGAACUGGCAAGGAGAUCCAUGCGGCCCUGAAGCUGACAUUUGGAAUGGUGUCACAUGCAAUUUUAAUGAGCAUCCCCCCACGAUUACAUCCUUAAACUUAUCUUCAAGUGAAUUACAAGGGACAAUAUCGCCUUAUAUUACAAGUCUCUCAAAUCUAAAAACGUUGGACUUGUCAAACAAUCAGCUGACGGGGGAGGUGCCUGCCAAUCUCUCUCAACUAGCCUUCUUACGAGAGCUGUAAUUUACUCUCCUAUAGCUAAUGACCACCUCCUUUACAAUUACUACUUCCGUCUCAAUUUAUGUGACACAAUUAUACUUGAAAGGAAAUAGUUUCUCUGGUAAAAUACCCGAUAUAUUGAUGGAGAAAUCAAGAAAUGGAUCUCUCUUGUUGAGUUAUGAUGAACCUCCUCCGAAAAAUAAUAGGAGUAAUAAUCUUAGUGUUGGUGCACUAGCAUCAAUUGUUGCAUCCGCGGUGGUCUUGGGCAUCUUGUCUUUACUACUACUUCUUUGGUUUAUUCGAAGGAAGAAAAACCAACAAAGAAGGAUCGGUGAGAUAGAAAGAACACAGAGUCCAAACAUUGCAUUGGAGUUGAAAAACCGGCAGUUCACAUACUCAGAGGUGUUGCACAUGACAAUUAACUUCAAGAAAGUCCUUGGAAAAGGAGGUUUUGGGACAGUUUAUCUUGGCUAUGUCGAUAACCGUGACGUGGCUGUUAAGAUGCUAUCCCCGACUUCGGUUCAAGGGUUCAAGGAAUUCCGGGCUGAGGCUAGUCUCCUGAUGAGCAUUCAUCACAAGAACUUGAUUUCUAUAGUUGGUUAUUGUGUUGAGGGCACCCACAUUGGUAUCAUUUACGAAUACAUGUCCAAUCGAAGCUUAGACAUGCAACUAUCAGAUAGAAAUCCAAGUGCUUUAACAUGGGAGGAAAGACUUCAAAUAGCUUUGGAUGCGGCACAAGGAUUGGAGUAUUUACAUCAUGGUUGCCUGCCACCAAUAAUACAUAGAGAUAUCAAGUCUAGCAAUAUUCUAUUAGAUGAUAAAUUCCAAGCAAAGCUUGCUGAUUUUGGUUUGUCAAGGAUUUUGCCAACUGGAGAGGGAAGUCAUGUCACCACCAUAAUCGCGGGUAGUCCAGGCUAUCUUGACCCCGAGUACUACAGGACAAAUAAGCUAACGGAAAAGAGUGAUGUAUACAGUUUCGGUGUUGUUCUUUUGGAAAUAAUAACAGGGCGGCAUUUACUAGGAAAACAUGACAAGAUAUAUGUAAUAACGUGGGUGAAUGGCAUGAUGAAUGAGAAAGGAGAUGUUUCAAACGUAAUCGAUCCAAGAUUACGAGAAGUUGAUAUGAAUUCAGCAAGGAGAGUUGUGGAAUUGGCAAUGGCUUGUGUUUCUCUCGAUCCAACAAGUAGACCAGCUAUGUCUGUCGUUGUCUCGAUAAUAAAGCAAUGUUUAAGAGAGAUGACUGUUUAUGACUCGAAUUGA
Messenger RNA from Solanum dulcamara, 2655 nucleotides. Its product is annotated as senescence-induced receptor-like serine/threonine-protein kinase. The record is from RefSeq and is a predicted model, not a curated record. Lineage: Eukaryota; Viridiplantae; Streptophyta; Magnoliopsida; Solanales; Solanaceae. Gene Ontology annotation, molecular function: protein binding; ATP binding; protein kinase activity. Gene Ontology annotation, biological process: protein phosphorylation.